GAGAGGAAGUAGGACUGAGCAGAGAGCCAAGGGGAGAGAAAUACAAAAGCAGCCUCGGCUCUAGCCGGAGUGGCAAGCGUUAAAGGGAGGCGGGGAGUGACGCGGUUUGCGUCUAGAGCGGCUCCUUGGAGUCCACGGCAUCCACCGCCAGAGCCUCGCCUUCCUUUCUCCGUCUGCAGACAUAUCGAGACACAAAAAGAGGCAACCCCUGGAUCAGUGCGAGGGACCUAUUCCCAUCAUGACGGAGACCACAAAGACCCACGUUAUCCUGCUGGCCUGCGGCAGCUUCAACCCCAUCACUAAAGGGCACAUUCAGAUGUUCGAAAGAGCCAGGGAUUAUCUGCACAAGACUGGAAGAUUUAUUGUGAUUGGUGGUAUUGUCUCUCCGGUCCACGACUCCUAUGGAAAACAGGGCCUUGUGUCGAGUCGGCACCGUCUCAUCAUGUGCCAGCUAGCUGUCCAGAAUUCUGACUGGAUCAGGGUGGACCCAUGGGAGUGCUACCAGGACACCUGGCAGACGACCUGCAGUGUGUUGGAGCACCAUCGAGACCUGAUGAAGAGGGUGACCGGCUGCAUCCUGUCCAACGUCAACACACCUUCCAUGACACCUGUGAUUGGACAACCACAACAUGAGAACACCCAGCCCAUUUACCAGAACAACAAUGUGCCCACCAAGCCUACUGCAGCCAAGAUCUUAGGAAAGGUGGGAGAAAGCCUGAGCCGGAUCUGCUGUGUCCGUCCACCGGUGGAGCGCUUCACUUUUGUAGAUGAGAACGCCAACCUGGGCACAGUGAUGCGGUAUGAGGAGAUCGAGCUACGCAUCUUGCUGCUGUGUGGUAGUGACCUGCUGGAGUCCUUCUGCAUCCCAGGACUCUGGAAUGAGGCAGAUAUGGAAGUGAUCGUUGGAGACUUUGGGAUCGUGGUGGUUCCCCGGGAUGCAGCAGACACAGACCGAAUCAUGAAUCACUCCUCCAUACUCCGCAAAUACAAAAACAACAUCAUGGUAGUGAAGGAUGACAUCAACCAUCCUAUGUCUGUAGUCAGCUCCACCAAGAGCAGGCUGGCCCUGCAGCAUGGGGACGGCCAUGUCGUGGAUUACCUGUCCCAGCCAGUCAUCGACUACAUCCUCAAAAGUCAGCUGUACAUCAACGCCUCGGGCUAGCGGAUACCCAGCUCUCUGCUCUACUCUCCCCUUGUCCUCUGCCAACACACUGGACCCCUUCAGUCACUGUCAGAUCCCGGUUUCUCUCCUGCCUCUCUGUUUCUCUGUCUUCAUCUUGACUGUUCUCCCCACUGGCUGACUUAACCCCCACAGUGUGGAGGGCCUGUGAAGAACAGUGGUGUACCCCAUUCCACAGUCAUCUUUGGACAAAGUUUCCUCUAGUCUCCGGGUUGGGGGUGGGUAAGGGAACAGGGUGGGAGUUGGGGAAAGUGCAGCCCUUGGAGAUGUUCUGGUGUCCGUAUCCCAGCAUGCUCUAGAGAGGCGGCUCUGGAGCCCAUCCUCCCAGCAUGCUCUGGGGACGUGGCUCAGGCCCUCGCCUUCCCAGCAUGCCCUUUACCACAAAGGGCUAUUUUUCUUUUCUUUUUCUUUGUCCACUUCUUGUAGAACUUGGAUGAAAUCAGUGUGUGUGUGAGUGUGUUUGUUUGUAGUCUUGAUGCUCUUCUGUGGUUUACUUCCCUUCUGAUAGGACACUAUAGCCAGUCUCAGCACUUGUAAGUGCAUGAGGACCACAUCCAGGAAAGAAAGCAGAGCCUCUCUGCCUUCCUAGCACACACACACACACACACACACACACACACACACACACACCACACCACACCAGCAGCAGCAUCCCCAGACCCCUUUGGUCAAGAAUAAGACUUUCAGGUUCUGAAACCUGGUACACAAGUCUGGGAAGAGUAGGGUUUCUCAGAAUUUGAGUCCCUGGUUUCAGAUGAUCGUGAUCUUGAUGCUGUGUGUCCGACUGGUAGCAUUGUGUGGGUUCCCUGUCAACCAGGCAUUUCCAGAGAGCAAAAGCCCUUGGAGGCCAUGGUAAGGCGUGUUCCUGCUGGUGAGAGGAAUCACACAAGCAAGACCAAGUCCUGAUAAUCCAUUCUCUUUUUAUCUUUUUGAAAACAUGCUAAGAAUCCACUUGACCAAAAAGACUUUGCUUUGCUAAUUGGCAUCAUUUGUUGCCCGUUUAGCUAGGGGCUGGAAGUCCAGGAUGAUCUGGGAGAAUGCAGUUUGUUACCCUGAGGAGAAUUCAUGAUCCCUACCCACUCCACCUGAGGUUGCCAAGCUGCGCUCAAAGCCCUUUCCUUCUUUGCAAAGCAAUCAGCCUUGUUUCUGACCUGGCCCUAUCUGUCGCCUGCAGAGCCCAGCAGUCAACGCCCUAGGAGGUCUGCCUGACAUGACACAAGAGAUGUUUCUCCCUUUCUCCCCAUUUUUCUUCAAUGUCCUCCCCUUCUCUCUACCUCUGAAGACAGUUCAAGACUGGACAGGACACUCAUGUCCUGCCUGGAGAGCUUGUAGGAAAUGACUUUUGUGUUUUGUGUUUUCCUUUCAGCCUCUGACUCUUGGGUUUCUGGUGGCUCAUGGGGAAUAGCUCCUUAGUAUCAGGCUACAAUUAAUUUCUAACAUGAAUGUGGCCUGAUGGGACUAAAUCAGGGAGGAUGCUCUUUGCCUUGUCUUUCUCUCUGACCUCCUCCGCUGACUUCAGGAGGAAGAAACUAGGUCAACAGAAGUGCAUAGGGCAUCUCCCAGAGAUGUGGCUUUUCUUUAGACUGUAGAAGUGAUCUCCAGAGGGAGGAGAUGAUUUCUAUAAUUGAGAGGUCCAGUGUUUGGCUAAAAGUCAUGGAAAAAAUAGCGAAAACCUACAGGAAACAUUCGCUCCCAGGUUCUUCUCUGAAAACAAGGGAGCAGAGACCUGGGGAGUCAGUGUCUGGUCCAAGAUUACUCAGUGCAUCCUGGGGAGCACGGUGAGCAGAGACCCGGGGAGUCAGUGUCUGGUCCAAGAUCACUCAGUGCGUCCUGGGGAGCACGGUGAGAGGAUAUUGUUUUCCUAGACAAAAGAAAACCAGGAGCUGGACUGCCUGGGGGGAAAUAUAGGGUUCUGAAGGCUCUGGAGCUGACAUGGGUCUACAAGAGCAGACCCCAGAAAGGCUACUUUCAUUUUGUUCCUUUGGUUCACUGUGUUUCUCUUCUGAACUCUAGUUGAGCUUCAUUCAGUCCACAGCCUGGGAUAAGGAACCAGGCUAGUCCAGCAGCCUCAGAGGGCAACAGGCAGCUCAGAACAGGGAAGGAAGGGGAGGUGAGCUAAGAAAAGAAUCCCUCAGAAGUGCAUUUCUGGGAAGCGGGUGGGCAGAUUAUAUCUUAAGGUGUGUUAAAGUUAAGGUGUAUUAAAAUGGUUUUCCUUUAACAAACAGAAAUGAGUCCCCAUCUGGGUAGAAUUGUCCAUUCACUUCUCUGUCUCUUUCUCCUUUUGUUGGAUCAGGGUAGGGGACCCUGCACCCUGCACCCCCCACCACCACCACCACCCCUCUAAUAGGAGCACUGUGUGACUGUGACCUGCCCUGGCCAACACCAGAAAGACAGUUUGUAAGUGGUGCGUCAGAUGUCAUUAGGGUGACCUUUGGGUUUGUCUUUGGGGACCCAUUGUGAAAGCUAGCUUAUUACUGGCAUGGCACAGAGAUGGUAAUAAAGACACAGACUGGAAUGAUGCAGUCAUUUAUUGCUGCCAGAAAAAAAAAAGUCCCUGCCAUUUUUUUUUUUUUAAAGUGGCUGAUAGAACAUUCAGGAAGGAAACUUUAAUAACUGUCUCCUUAAGGAAUGAGGCUGGGCCUCCCCUGGAUGACUAGUCUGAGCCACACACUCCCAAUCCCAGGUUGCCUCUGGGCCCCUGGCUUUCACUUUCCUUGAACGUACAUUGGACCAGCAAAGGAAGUCUCUUACUGAAGUGCCUGAAGUCACAGCUGAAGUUUUAGAGACACUGGCCUUUCUAUUUUGGCUUGGCUGCAUGUUCUAGUCUCCAGUUUCAGGAUCUCUGAAAGAAUUCACAAACACUCUAUUCAAAGAAGUAGGAAGUAAAACUUGAUAAUCAAACUGUAUCAAAAGCCAGAGGAUUACAGGGAGCCCACCCCUACCCCGAUGUUCUCAUGCAUUCUUGUAGGGGACUAAGAGAAGAAUGUCCAUGUAUUUUUGUUUCUAUUUUUAAAAGUAAUGCAACGCAAGGUGUGGUGGCACAUACCUGUGAUCCCAGCACUGAGAGGUAGAGGCAGGAGGAACAGGGGUUCAAGCCCAGCCUCUGGGCUCAUAAGACCUUGUCUCAAAACAAAAACAGCAAUGCAAAACCAGAAUGGGAAAAGCUCAGGACCUCUCCCUGUGUUACAGUAGGAGGGGUAUGAAGAAUGGAGAUGGGAUGAUUUUAUAGCUCAUGUAAGUAAGACACCUUGGAGAUAGCCUGUGCUAAUAAGGACGAGUGUGUUCUGCCACGCUGAUCCAACCUGUACUGUCUUGUGAGUUGACUGGUGAAUUCCACUCCUUAUGUGGUUUCUGUGUAGUGUGCGUUUGGAAGUGUCCUAGUAGCCUGUUCCAGUUAGUUAGACUGACCUGUGGCCCUUUCCCACCACCUUCUAUGGAGUCCCAGCGCGCACAGCUCAUCUUGAUCUUCAUGGGGUUGGAAUGGGGAGGAGGAAGGUUUUUGUUUUUGUUUUUGUUUUUGUUUUGUAUCAUAUCUGCUAAUUUAAGAGUGAGAUUUACUUUAUGCAAGUCAACUCAAUAAAAACUGCAUUGGAGUUGCAAUACCAUUUCACAGUGAAAUAUUUUUGAGUAGAGUUUUGUUGCUAGGAUAGUUGUGGGCAAGAGUUUUAUCUGCAAAAUGUUUCAAUUAUGUUAAUAAAUCAGACAAUGCUACUAGA
Molecule: messenger RNA, 4896 nt
Organism: Mastomys coucha (southern multimammate mouse)
Lineage: Eukaryota; Metazoa; Chordata; Mammalia; Rodentia; Muridae
Gene: Nmnat2
Product: nicotinamide nucleotide adenylyltransferase 2
Exons: 11
Coding region: 239-1162 (307 amino acids)
Biological process (GO): NAD+ biosynthetic process
Cellular component (GO): Golgi apparatus
Molecular function (GO): nicotinamide-nucleotide adenylyltransferase activity; nicotinate-nucleotide adenylyltransferase activity
Source: RefSeq, a predicted model, not a curated record